This is a messenger RNA of Pelobates fuscus (common spadefoot toad), 928 nucleotides long. It is a transcript of the gene PEA15, whose product is annotated as proliferation and apoptosis adaptor protein 15. Gene Ontology annotation, molecular function: protein binding. Bases 322 to 714 code for a protein of 130 amino acids. The record is from RefSeq and is a predicted model, not a curated record. NCBI's taxonomy places the organism in Eukaryota, Metazoa, Chordata, Amphibia, Anura, Pelobatidae. The transcript is spliced from 4 exons. Gene Ontology annotation, biological process: MAPK cascade; regulation of apoptotic process.
CUGACAUCACUCGUUACAAAGGGUGGAGAAAGGCUACACUGAAAUCAGUUCUGUCUGUAGGGGAAGGGAAUUUUUUUUCAGACAGAGGCAGCUGGAUUAGAGACAGCAGCAGGAAACACACAUCAGCUGAAUUGCAUACACGCCGAGACCGGUUUAAGAGAUACACACAUACACAUAUCCAAAAACCAUCCACAGCCCAGGGAGAAGACUCAGCGUUCAGAGCCAAAAGGAGGACCCCUCACUCCGGGACUGGAGAAGUCGGCAUCCGAUUGAGAUACCUCAAGAUCCAUUGAUUGGCUUGACGCGAAGGAUACGGCCAGCAUGGAGGAGUACGACGCUUUACUACAGGAGCUCUCUGAAAAUAUAACUAACGAGGACCUGGACCAACUAAAAUCGGCGUGCAAGGAGGACAUUCCCAGCGAGAAAAGUGAGGAGAUGACCACCUGCCAGGACUGGUUCAGCUUCCUGGAAAAACACGACAAAUUGGCAAAAGACAACCUCGCCUACAUCGAACAUAUUUUUGAAAUUUCACGACGCCCCGAUCUUCUCACUAUGGUUAUUGAUUACAGAACUAAAGUACUGAAAAUUUCAGAAGAGGAGGAACUGGACACAAAACUCACCCGGAUUCCCAGUGCCAAAAAAUACAAAGAUAUUAUAAGACAGCCUUCGGAAGAAGAAAUCAUCAAGUUGGCCCCUCCUCCAAAAAAAGCCUGAAGAAGCAAGGAGAGAGGAAGACUUAAUCCUGUCUAGUCUCCGUCGUUACCUCCCCAGUUCGCCUCGGAUCUCCCAGCUCCCUCCCUGCCCAAUCCACACCAGGAGCGAGUUCGAAGCAAGGGACGGAGCCACAGGAGAUCCACGUCCACAAAUGACCACUAACAACAAUACUAACCCCAUUGUGUGUGCUCCGUGCCCUGCAGUCUGUUCUAUG